CUUUUCCCUCCAAUUUAUUCAUCCUUCCAUUUUAUGAUCUUUUUCUAUCUUACUUUUGACACUACUUAUUUAUCUCUCUUGCGCCUAUUUCCUUUAUGUUCUCUCUUUCUAUUUCACGGCAUUUCAACUCCUUGUCUGUCUCUCUUGAUCUUUCCUGUUCUGUCGAAUCGAACUAGCCUCCCUUCCUGCGAAUUUACGUGGAUAUUUCUACUUGUGAACGGUUCCAAUCUUCAGGAUGCAGGCCAUUAAAUGUGUUGUCGUAGGUGACGGAGCAGUAGGUAAAACAUGCCUCCUCAUAAGCUACACUACCAAUGCUUUUCCUGGGGAAUAUAUCCCAACUGUAUUUGACAAUUAUUCUGCAAAUGUUAUGGUGGAUGGUAAACCAAUAAAUCUUGGUUUAUGGGAUACUGCGGGUCAAGAAGAUUAUGACAGAUUAAGACCACUAUCUUACCCUCAGACAGAUGUAUUUCUGAUCUGCUUUUCUCUUGUUAACCCGGCCAGCUUUGAAAAUGUCCGUGCUAAAUGGUAUCCAGAGGUGCGUCAUCAUUGUCCAGCUACUCCGAUUAUUUUAGUAGGGACUAAAUUAGAUUUGCGUGAAGACAAGGAAACAAUUGAACGAUUAAAAGAUAAAAAACUGGCACCUAUUACAUAUCCUCAGGGUUUGUCUAUGGCAAAAGAGAUUGGUGCUGUGAAAUAUCUAGAAUGUUCAGCUCUAACUCAAAAAGGGUUAAAAACAGUAUUUGAUGAAGCAAUUCGUGCAGUAUUGUGUCCUGUUCUUCAAGUGAAACCAAAACGCAGAUGUUUCCUUCUAUAAUAUUAAAUGUCCAACGACGGUGGAGCAUGUGCAAAUGUACUACCCCUCCUCCGAUCGGACUUGAUUGCAGCAGGACAUCUAACUUUGAUUAAAAACCCCAUUGUACGGUCCAUCUCUCUACAAGCAUCUGCCAUAAAAGCGCACAAAUCAAUUUGUAUAAUGCGUAUGGAAAGAUAAAAGAGAAAAUAUACGCAAUUUAAGUGUUUUGGACAUUAGCUGAAUGUUCUAAUGAGAGGAAGGAAGCCAAAUGAAAGCUGAACUGAUAAUGUACAGUAUAUUAAAGUGUGUUAUUAAUAU
Habropoda laboriosa is the source of this 1111-nucleotide messenger RNA. It is a transcript of the gene Rac1, whose product is annotated as ras-related protein Rac1. Gene Ontology annotation, cellular component: plasma membrane; cell projection; cytoplasmic vesicle. The coding region runs from base 236 to 814 and encodes 192 amino acids. Lineage: Eukaryota; Metazoa; Arthropoda; Insecta; Hymenoptera; Apidae. The record is from RefSeq and is a predicted model, not a curated record. Gene Ontology annotation, molecular function: protein kinase binding; GTPase activity; GTP binding. The transcript is spliced from 3 exons. Gene Ontology annotation, biological process: small GTPase-mediated signal transduction; actin filament organization; regulation of cell shape.